Saccostrea cuccullata (small rock oyster) is the source of this 687-nucleotide messenger RNA. Its product is annotated as perlucin-like. The record is from RefSeq and is a predicted model, not a curated record. Gene Ontology annotation, molecular function: signaling receptor activity. Lineage: Eukaryota; Metazoa; Mollusca; Bivalvia; Ostreida; Ostreidae. Bases 113 to 598 code for a protein of 161 amino acids. The transcript has 5 exons.
UAGUAUAUUUCAGGCAAUUGUAUUCGUAACCUUUCGUUCAAAAGGGAUUGAGAUAAGGAUAUUCUUAUUGCAUACAUUUGGGUCAAAUCAGGUUGUGAUAAGUGGGAAGACAAUGACCAUUUUACAAAUACUUCUAAUUAUCAGUCUAGCAGGUCUGGUGCUGUCUUGUUGUCCCGAUGGGUGGAUAAAGGGAAAGAACUCCUGUUAUUUUAUCAGUCCAAGAACCGUCGUCUGGUCCGAAGCAUCGAGCAUUUGUCAAGCAUUCCAUGGUGAGCUAGCUGUUAUCAACGAUGCCGAAGAAAACGCACUUAUUGGCAAAAUUAUCACAAACAUAAGAGGUGCCUUAACGACAAACCUUUGGAUAGAUGGAUCCGACAGAAUGAUAGAAGGAGAGUGGUAUUGGGCGUCAACAAUGGAAAGAUUUGAUUACAAAAACUGGGCAAUCAACGAACCAAAUGACCAGAAGGAGUUAGAGGACUGCCUAGAAAUAUACCCGACCGGCUUCACGUGGAACGAUAAUAGAUGUAACAUCCUUAAUCACUUCAUAUGUGAGAAAGAAAUAGAAGCAACUGACCUUGUUGGACAAAUUAUUGGUUAAAAUAAGAAUUCUGUGAGACUUCAUUACAUGUAUUAAUAAACUUAACAUCAACUAAAAAGGCUUGUCCUCUCCUGACUCUGGAUGAAAAA